Molecule: messenger RNA, 2889 nt
Organism: Ogataea haglerorum
Lineage: Eukaryota; Fungi; Ascomycota; Pichiomycetes; Pichiales; Pichiaceae
Exons: 1
Coding region: 1-2889 (962 amino acids)
Biological process (GO): regulation of DNA-templated transcription
Cellular component (GO): nucleolus
Molecular function (GO): rDNA binding; transcription factor binding
Source: RefSeq, a predicted model, not a curated record
AUGGCUGUUUCCAGAGAUCACUACUACCGUCUCGCGUCUGAGCUUGAGGACGAGCGGAUCUCAGCAGCCUCUGAACUGAUUACGGAGCUCCGCGACACUGACUCGCAGAAAGAAUGGAAUUAUGCUCUCGAUAGACUGAUCAAGGGUCUUGCUUCUUCUAGAGCGGGAGCCAGACUGGGAUUCUCACUGUGUUUGAGUGAGAUUCUUUAUGAACUGAUUGAAGUUAAGAAGACGUACAACGUGGAAAGUUUCUUGGCAGAUUUGAGCCAAAAACUGGCAAGCUCCGUCAGCAACAAAAACACGGGAAAGAACGCCAGAAGUCUAAUUUUCGGCGAGCUUUUCGGUCUUCAGUCACUUCUUAACUCAAGGGUUAUAGACAAGGACUUGAGCGCAGGAAACACACAAAGCUACACGAAGAUUGUUGGUAAAUUGAUAGAUCUAUCGUUGUUCAGGCCAUGGAUCAGAGAAGCCUGUUUUGCAACGAUCUACCGCUCCUUACUGUCAUUUGGGAUACCACAGAACCCCAAGUAUACUAAUAUCAUUGUUGAGUUGCUAGAAAAGACCCAAUCUGCGGGUCUCACGCUGACAACCGAGGGAGUGUUAGUUGCAUUGAGCAUUCCCACAGAGAGACGUCAAAACAUGAUGGAACUCGCAAAGAUAGACAAAUGGCAACAGGGGAACCCACUUGCAAAAGGAAAUCUACCAAUUCUGUCUAAAAUAUUGAAGGAUGUUGAUGUGGUGGCAGAUGACGAAGACAAGUCAAAAAAGAAAGGAAACUGGACCAGAGCACUUCAUUUUGUGUGGACACCGCUUUUAGCCGAACUCAUAGACAACUCUAACAAAGAGGAACAUAUUCCGAGGGAGCGUAAAUCGAAAAAACAAAAGACGCAAGCCAAAUAUAUCAAGCUAGCUGAAUUUUGGAAAGCUUGCAUAGACGACCAAUUCUUUGCUCAGUCAGCUUCUCCAGAGCGAAAGUACAAAGGCCUUGAAGUUUUGAAUACUGUUCUUGAUAUGGAUAACCUCGAAGGAGAUCAUGUUGAGGUUGUAUUGUCUGCUAAUCUAAUGCGGACAGUUAUCAAUCAAAGUUCUAACCCCGACCGUUUACUAAACAAAUUGGCUAGGAACACUCUUACUCAUCUAGUCAAAUCAUGCGCUGUGAAUCAAGAUAGAAUAGUACCCGCAUUGAGAAGCAUUCUUAGAGUUUCCUUGAAUUUUGAUAGACUCACAAAAUCAAAGAUUACAAAUGAGCUGAUCAUGUCUGCAGAUAAUGACCAUACAAUUGCAGAGAUUGUCCAGUUUCUUACUUCACUCGAGCGUUCGGUCAGCGAAGACAUCAUCAAGUACCAGAUAUUUGCACUUGACUCUCUUUUGCAUUUAGUGAGGGCCAAGAAGUCUAUCAUCUCCCAAAAAGAGACCUACGAAAACAUUAUUGACUAUUUGAUCGAACACAGCUAUGUGAAAAAGGAGUCCGACGACAGGUACUCCGAUAGAAUGGCCAAGUGCUCGCUGGAAAGACUCUACUCCAUUCUUUUAGAAAUUAUGUCAAGUGGCCACAGCCAGGGCAAAAUGUCUUGGCCAUACUACGCUGUAAGCAAACUUGUUGAAAAAGAUGGCGAUUUUUCGAAUUCGGAAUUCGUCCUCAGACAGGAGUUCGAGGACGAUCUCAAAGAUCUCAAAGUGGAUUGUGUUCGAAUGGUGGAGGCUAUUUGCGAGCUGAAAGAUUCUGAAGGGUCGAAGCUGCUUGAAUCUUUCGAGAUUCUUUUAUCUGUUGGGCUAUUACAGCUGUAUUCUGGUGACGAGGAGUCUGCGUCAAUCCUCACAGACCUGAAAGCAGCAUUUGAAAAUUAUACCGAUUCCAGCGCUGAACAGUUGCUGAUUGACACCCUGGUGGAUCUUGUGCUUUCUUAUUUGACUCAAAAAUCAUCGUUGAUGAAGAAGGUUGCUGUCACGGUCUGGGAGAAUCUGGUCGACAAAGUUGAAGAGCCCGAGUUGCAGCGACUCUUUGAGGUUUUGCUCACUAAAGAAAACAAAGAGGGGCAAGAAAAGCUUUUCAAUAAUGACAGCGCAGAUGAUGAGCAUGACUCGGAGGAAAUGGACCACUCAGGAUCGGACUUUGAAGACGACUCCGUGGAUGUGGUGACGAGUGACUCAGAGGAUCCUGUUGGUUUCGACGAGGUUGAACAGAAGACCACCAACGAGCUUGCGCAGGCUCUUGGAGUGGCCAAUGACGAUGAUAGCUCUGACGGCUCGAGCGAUUCGUCUGACGAGUCGGAGUCGGAUGUGGAAAGUAUGUCUGACGAGCAAAUGAUGGCUAUCGAUUCGACGCUGUCCAGAAUAUUUAAACAGCGUCGAGAGGCUCUUACAGCCCUAGAAGCAAAGUCUGGCAACCAGAGGAAAGAAGAAGUGCAAAAUGCUCGUGAACUGAUGAUCUUUUUCAAGAACCGUGUUUUGGACUUGCUAGAGAUAUUUUGCACCAAGAGACCAGGCGACAUAUCUAAUUUAAGAAUUGGCAUUGUGCUUUUGGAUCUAAUGGCCUUGACUUUGGAGAAACAGGUUGGCGAAAAAGCUCAUAAGCUCAUCAAAAUAAUUACAAGAAGUCUCAUCAAAGUGUCUAUACAAAACAAGUCGGAACUCAUAGCCGGCUUGAAAGAGAUACAAGAAAGAGCGGCCACCAAAUCAAAAUUCCGUGCGCACUCGCAGGCCUGCAACCAGUUGUCGCUGUAUAUUGUGCGAAGCAUGGUGGCAUUCGAUAAAAACACAAUCCCAGAGUUACUAGAGGUUUAUUUCGAGAGCAUCAAGGAUUGGGCAAUGAAUCCGUCCAACAAAACCACCACCAAUAUGUAUUUCGAUCUUCUCAACUGGCUAAAUGACAGAAGAGAGAUACACUGA